AUGUCUAAACUACAGAAAUUGGAAGAGGCUUGUGGAAGUAUAGCAGUCUAUCAAGGUCCACGGAAAGAACCAGAUGAUUAUUCUAACUUCACAAUUGAAGAUUCUGUAGCAACUUUUCAUACACUUAAACAGAUAAUAGAUACAGUAGAAAAACUGAAUGAAUCGCAUGACAAAUACCGAAAGAAGAGAUCAUCUAGUGCUAAAUAUGGCAUAGUGUGCCGAGUCAUUCUAGUGGUUUGGGGAGAAUGCAAUCAUUCCUUCCACAAUUGCUGCAUGUCCUUGUGGGUGAAACAGAAUAAUCGCUGUCCCCUCUGCCAGCAGGACUGGGUAGUCCAGAGAAUAGGCAAAUAA
This is a messenger RNA of Chaetura pelagica (chimney swift), 351 nucleotides long. It is a transcript of the gene RNF7, whose product is annotated as ring finger protein 7. Gene Ontology annotation, cellular component: Cul5-RING ubiquitin ligase complex; nucleus. Gene Ontology annotation, molecular function: zinc ion binding; ubiquitin protein ligase activity; cullin family protein binding. The coding region runs from base 1 to 351 and encodes 116 amino acids. The record is from RefSeq and is a predicted model, not a curated record. NCBI's taxonomy places the organism in Eukaryota, Metazoa, Chordata, Aves, Apodiformes, Apodidae. Gene Ontology annotation, biological process: protein ubiquitination; ubiquitin-dependent protein catabolic process. The transcript is spliced from 4 exons.